AUGCAACGUCUACAACUACCUAUCAAUGCCUUACCAGCUUGGGCCAAGCUCAACGACGUAAAUUUCCUCGACAUCAGCGUUCACGAUCUCGGCUCAGAAAAGGGUUACGGACUCGUCACAUCUCGUGCUCUAAGCUCAGAAGAUGUCUUCGAUGUCCCUACAUUACUCAUUGUCCCACAUGAUCUUAUCUUGAGCGCCGAAGCUGUGGAGGAGCAUGCUAAGGUUGACGCGCAUUUUAAACAGCUGUUGGAGGUCUUUGGUGGCAAGUCUACCAGAGGCGAUGUUAUGUUAUUUCUUUUGAUGCAGAUCUCCAUUGCGUCACACCCUGAUGAGAAGGCUGUUGGCUUGUCCAAUCCGUGGACAGAGUACGUCAAGAUGCUUCCGGGUUCGAUUCCUGUGCCUACGAUGUGGAGUGAGGAGGAGAGAUUGAUGCUAGUUGGGACUUCUUUGGAGACUCCGGUAACUGCUAAGAUGGCUUCACUGCUGCGAGAAUACGAAGGCCUGCGUGAAGCCACAGUGGAGAUCCCUUGGUGCAAGAAAUACUGGUGGGAUUAUGACUCCUUUCAACUGAACGAUUGGAUCCUCCUAGACGCCUGGUAUCGAUCACGUUGUCUCGAGCUUCCAAACACGGGAGAAUCUAUGAUUCCAUGCGUUGACAUGGUAAACCAUCAUUCAAGAGCCAAUUCAUACUACGAACCAACCUCUGACGGAGUAGCUCUCCUUCUUAGACCCAACAAAAAGGUCGAUAUUGAAGAAGAAAUUUCCAUAAGUUAUGGUACAUCCAAGAGCGAGGCCGAGAUGCUGUUCAGUUAUGGUUUCAUAGACGAAGACAGCAACAAAAAAGGCUUAACUUUGACAUUGGAGCCCUUACUGGACGACCCACUUGGAAAGGCGAAAGCUGCCGCCUUCAAAAAGCCACCUACGGUCCGGGUCUCGGAAGAUCAAGGAGCUCUUUGUUGGGAGAGUCCAUUCCUCUACCUGAUGUGCCUCAACGAAGAGGAUGGCCUUGAAUUCAAGGUUUUGCAGCAGACUGAUGGGUCCCGGAGUCAGUUGAGGGUGUUCUGGCAAGGAUCAGAUGUCACUAAUGCUACUGACAACUUCGAAUCACUCACCGCAAACCAUGAGCUCAAGGAUGUCUUCAAACUGCGUGCUGUAGCCCUGUUGCAGGAUCUCACGCGUGAGCAGCUUGGACGUUUGCAUGAGAGCGAAGAUAUGGUGCAAUCACUUGCAGGAACAGCAUUUGCAUCUCCACAAAGCCAAGGGAAUGCCCUGCAGCUAAGACAAAGCGAGACCGUUAUCUUGGAGAAUAUGUUUGGAGUGCUCGAGAUGCAGAAGAAUAAGCUGCUUGAGAGCGAUGCCGUACUUCGAUAUCUCGGGUCGAUGGAGGACGAAGAGCGACCGGAGCCGGGAGCGACCAAUGAUGAAGAAGACUUCAGCUGA
Messenger RNA from Mollisia scopiformis, 1440 nucleotides. Its product is annotated as SET domain-containing protein. The transcript has 4 exons. Gene Ontology annotation, biological process: peptidyl-lysine monomethylation. The record is from RefSeq and is a predicted model, not a curated record. The coding region runs from base 1 to 1440 and encodes 479 amino acids. Gene Ontology annotation, molecular function: protein-lysine N-methyltransferase activity; protein binding. Gene Ontology annotation, cellular component: nucleus. NCBI's taxonomy places the organism in Eukaryota, Fungi, Ascomycota, Leotiomycetes, Helotiales, Mollisiaceae.